GAAUGCUGUGAUAUAAUCAAAUCUGACUUUAUGUUUCUGUUGUGUUAGCUGUGAUUUUGAUAUGAACAGCACAUCAUGGUGAUGAUGAGUUAAAUAUUAACUAUAUCAGUGGUUCGGGUGACUGUUUCUGAGAACAUUACUAGGUAAAAAUUACUUUAAAAAAAACGCAGAUUUUCAUCUGGGGAAGAGGCAAGAUGGCGACAGGUGGCAGAGCAGAGGAAGAUCUGCAGCAGGGCCGCCUGGAAAUGCUGCUCCCCACUCAGCCUACAGCCCAGGCUGAGGAAGCCCAGGGCACAGGAGAGAAGAUGGGCUGGGCGCAGGUAGUAAAGAACCUGGCGGAGAAGAAGCACGACUUUCGUGAGCCUUGGCGGGGAGAAGGAAGGGGCAGAGGUGCGGGUGUCAGGCUGGGCAGCCCCGCGGGCCUGGCCGCUCCGAACCCCGGCAACUUCCCACCUGCGGGCCGCGGGGACCCGAGGGGCUGCACUAGAGACCCUGCGGGCUAUGCGGCAGAAGCUUGCAGGAUGCAGGGAGCCGGAGACGCGAAUCAGAGGAGGAUGGCCGAGGUGGCAGUGGCAGCGGCGGCGGCCAUGGCGUCCCCCUCCCCCGCCAGGCCUGUUGCGACCCAAGACGCAACUGCGGAGAUAACACUGCAGGAUGAGCCAGCAGCGGCCAUGCCUGGUAAGGGCCGCUUCCUUGUGCGCAUCUGUUUCCAGGGAGAAGAGAGUGCCUGUCCGACCCGGGAUUUCGUGGUGGGCGCGCUCAUCAUGCGCUCCAUCGGCAUGGAUCCUGGGGACAUCUAUGCUGUCAUUCAGAUCCCUGGCAGCCGCGAGUUCCAUGUGAGCUUCAGAUCUGCAGACAAGCUUGCCCUGUUUCUCCGCAUCUAUGAGGAAAAGCGGGAGCUGGACGACUGCUGGGAGAACUUUGUCGUGUUGGGGCAGAGCAAGACCGGCUUGAAGACCCUCUUCAUCCUGUUCCGGAAUGAGACUGUGGAUGUGGAGGAUAUCGUGACCUGGCUCAAGCGCCACUGCGAAGUGCUGGCCUUGCCAGUGAAAGUGAUUGACAGGUUUGGGAUUUGGACUGGGGAGUACAAGUGUGAGAUUGAGCUGCGCCAGGGGGAGGGCGGAGUGAGGCACCUGCCUGGCUCCUUCUUCUUGGGAACGGAGAGGGGCUACAGUUGGUACAAGGGGCAGCCCAAGACGUGCUUCAAAUGUGGUUCCCGAACCCACAUGAGCAACACCUGCACGCAGGACAGGUGUUACAGGUGUGGGGAGGAAGGGCACAAGAGCCCUUACUGCCGGAAGAUCGUCAUGUGCAACCUCUGUGGCAAGGGAGGACACAUGUUUGCUCAGUGUCCCAAAGCAGCUCACAAUUCCAUGCGCUUCUCCCUGCCAGGUUGAACACACAGCUAGCUUACCCACUUAAGUGCCAAAACCUUUUUUUUUUUUUUCUUCUUUAAGAUCAUUUUUCCCUUUUUGGAAGGAAACUUGUCACAAUUUUUUUUUUUUUUUGGAAGGAGAUAUUUCUAAAACUUAACAGAGACAUUCGCUAUAUGCCUUUUUAAAACCACGUGUGCUUUUUUCCAGGCUGUUUAAAAAGGACUGUGCAGAACUGUAGUGUGCAAAUAUGUUGCCUCCCCCCACCAACACCACCUUUUUUCUUCUGUUUUACAUUGGUUUUGGUACUUUCUUCAUCACCCUGCCUGCCUCUGUACUUUUACUACCUCCUGCUUCAUCCAUGUCUCAUCAGAAGAUUUUUGCCCUUUGGACUGCUUUGCUCAGUUUUAUGCCUCAGCCCUGGGUACAGGGCCCAAUGCAAGAUAGGCUUUCAAUCAAGCAUUUAUUAAAUUGAAAAUGUAGUCCACUAGCUCUAUCUAGAGUGCCUACCUUGUGGAGCUCUCUGCUGAGCUCUUGUUAUUUGCUGCUUCUAUGUAAUAUGAAAAUUUGUGAAAACAGUGUUGCUGGAAGUGUGUAAUCCAAAUAAGCUCUGAAAGGUGGCCAAGGCCUUUCAUAGCAUUUAAACCUAUCUCCUAUGUGAUAGUUCCUUAUGGCUCAGAAGCCAUAAUUCUGUAGGACUGUGGAGCUUAGGCAGUUCUUCUGGGAAUGACACAAGAGGUGAUUUUUUUGGAUUUUCUUUGGGGGAGCUUGCUUUUGUUUUGUGUAUUGAUUUGAGAUAGGGUCUCACUCUGUAGUCCGGACUGGUUUGGACCUGGCUGCAUUCCUGGACCAGUUAAAUGAAUGGGUCAAACUUAACAGUGGUGUGGUGCAUCAGACAGUGCACAUUAGAGUCCACUGCCCCCAUGCAUGAUGCUCAUCCCAGUACCUCUCACACUUCACAACAGUCUCCUUGACAAUGAUGGGCCAAGGAAGUCUCUCUCCAGGGAGACGGUCCCAGCAUGAAGCUGAGACACCAUCCCCUGAAAGAGCAGAAAGAGAAGCUUGUCUUGCCAUUUCAUAGUAAGGGACCUAGGGGAAGGACCAGUGAACACACUGCAGGCUGCAUGCGUGCAUCAGUCCUUGGAGUGAAUGCCACAUCUUCAAUGUUCCACUGUCAUUGUCAGCAUUGAGAAAUGGUUCCCCUCAGGAAAGAAACUUGCCAGACUUUUACAUUUGCACCUCUGCCUCAUUUACUAGGAACCCCAGAGAAGCUAGAAAGAGAGCUCAUCUGAAACCUUCGACCUCUGAUGCUCAGGAGAAAGGUGGUUUUAACCCAGAAUCAUGAAUGAGCUGUGAAAUGGAAAAUGUUCUUGGGGAAACAGGCCAAGAGAGAGGGCCUGAGUCAACUAAGUGUUCUCAAGUUAAAGUGAAAGACAGUAAGCUGCUUUUUUCAGUUUUUGUCUUCUCUUUGCAGUUUUGCUAUUUUCUUGUGGCUUAGAAUGUAAAACCAGAUGUUCAGAUUUCUUCUCAAUAAAUAUUUAUCUUUCUUGCCUACGAAAAAUCUUGAGUUGUGUGGAUUUAUAAGGUGGCCAUACACAUGACAUUGUAAAUAAAUAGCAGUUUCUGCAUGUGUAGAGUUCUGUAAUAGUGCUGGAAAAUGAUGUCAUUUUUGCAGAGUUACAACUAAGGUUGCCUGUGAAUAUAAGGAUGGAUAUAGAGAAAACUAUUUAAAAUGACAUACCUUCAGCGAUGCUGCCAAAGAAGGACUGCCUCUGGGUUCAAUAUUUCUGAGCCUAAUGUAUCAGGCUAUAUUAAUACAAUGGGAAUUAUUUUUUCUCAUUUAAAUGAUACAUGUUUCUUUAAUCAAAAAAAAUUAAAAUAUUCAGUCAUGUCUGUGGGAAGCAAAAAUAUAAUACCCUAGGAUACACUAAUUCCUGACUAGUUUUUGCAUUUGAAGGCAAUGGUACAAUCAUCAAGUCUGCCAGGAUGUUUUUUACUUGCGUUAGUUGUGAUUUUGAAAUUAACAGCACAUGAUGAUGAUGAGUAAAAUAAUAGCUAUAGUAAUGGUCCAGGGUUUCUAAGAACAAAACAAUGUAAAAAUUAGUUUAAAAAAAAUUUUUUCAAGAAGGAUGAUAGAUUGUAAUUUAAUGGAAUUUUGAUGUUUUAUUUAGAAGAGACUCCCCAUCAUUGAUCAUUUUUGUAUAUGAUGUUAUUAAAACAACAAGAACAAGAGAAA
Peromyscus maniculatus bairdii (prairie deer mouse) is the source of this 3609-nucleotide messenger RNA. RefSeq names its product zinc finger CCHC domain-containing protein 3-like. Lineage: Eukaryota; Metazoa; Chordata; Mammalia; Rodentia; Cricetidae. Gene Ontology annotation, molecular function: double-stranded DNA binding; zinc ion binding; RNA binding. Gene Ontology annotation, cellular component: cytoplasm. The record is from RefSeq and is a predicted model, not a curated record. Gene Ontology annotation, biological process: defense response to virus; detection of virus; cellular response to exogenous dsRNA.